Molecule: messenger RNA, 3031 nt
Organism: Pocillopora verrucosa
Lineage: Eukaryota; Metazoa; Cnidaria; Anthozoa; Scleractinia; Pocilloporidae
Biological process (GO): protein phosphorylation; regulation of apoptotic process; signal transduction
Molecular function (GO): ATP binding; protein kinase activity; protein binding
Source: RefSeq, a predicted model, not a curated record
CAAACUAUGAUGUCUUCGAAAGAAUUGGUAGUCGAUGGAUUAACUCGAUAACAUAGUAAAAUGAGUGAUUAUCGAGCACUUCUGUUGAAUAUUUCAAAUCAUUUAACGUCUGAAGAUGUAACUGGGCUUAAAUAUCUCUGCAAAGAAGUAAUUCCGGCAGGAAAAGCAGAGAAAAUUACUCGUGCAUUCGAGUUCUUCUCAGAGCUUGAACGUCUGAACUUGCUUUCGGAAGAGAAUCGCGAUUUUUUGGCUUCAAAACUUAUUGCUAUCAAUAGAAAUGACUUGAGGAAUAGACUUUUAGGGAUUCAAGAAAAUGAGAUGGCACCGCAGAUUAAUCAAGGACUUGUAGCAUCAGCACAGCCAAAUAGUUGGGAUGACAAGCCUGUGCCUGGAGAUUUAGUUUACAAUCUUGUUGAAGAUCUGAGCACAAGCUGGAAAAUGUUGGGAAGACGUCUUGGUCUUACAGAAGGUGUCAUAGGCAACAUUGACUCAGAAAAUCGGAAAGUUGUAGAAAAAGGCGUGGGAAUGUUUGAAGAGUGGAAGAAAAGAAAAACUGGUGACGCAUCAAUGAAAGCAUUACGGAAAGCCCUUGAGCUUAUAGGAAGACGAGAUUUGUCUGAAAGAGUGAGAGAUUAUGCAUUGAAGAAGCAGCAAGAAGAGAUUGAUGCUGCAGUGGAACAUGAAUACCAGACUGAAAUAGCAGAACAGAGGCCUUUUCCAAACUUAAAUGACAUGGGCCAUGUCUUGCCAAAUUAUCCUCCACAACGUGUCCCUGGAGAGCAAACAGAAUAUAGUAGUCUGAGACCAGUACCAUCCUACCAACCUGGUUGGACUCAACCAAAUCAAAGCUUUCCACCUUUCUCUGCCCCACCAGUCACCUCAAGUGGUUUAGAUCCAUCUACUAUGGGUGGUUGGGAUCAACCCAGUCAAGUUUCUCUACCUCUCUCCACUCAGCAGGCCCCUGUAGGUGGACAGGAUUCAUCAAUUCGGCAACAACCUACCCUCUCUGCACAGGAUAAUGAAACAGCUCCAACCCCCUUAGCAAUGCAGGCCAUUCCUGGUCAUCCUAACCUGACUGGUCUGCCCUCGCAAAGGGUUGCUCCACCAUAUCAAGGGGGUUCAUAUGCCGACCCAAACCUUCCCUAUUACAGGCCACUUCAUUCAGGCACUGGGCAAAAUCCCCCUCCUCACUCUUCAACCUCAGCAGUUCCAUCUGUUACAAGAAAUCAAAGAUCACAGAGUGACUCAAUUGUUGUCAAUCCAUCUAUUCCUUAUCCUGCACAAAUCUCUCAACCUAGCGUAGACCGAUCUGUUUCCUCUCCUGGGCCACUUCCUCCAAGCACAAUGGUGAAUCCCUCUUUUCAGCCUUUACCUCCAGCUGUCCCAUCUGAGAGUGCAUCUCACAGAACCUCAGUGACUUCAAAUGUUGGCAAUGAAGUACCCCAAGAACCAACAGCUGCCCCAGGGUUCAGUAAUCCUCCCCCUUUUAAUGAUACAUCAAAUCAGAGGCUACAGACUGAUUCAUCACUGGCUGACCCAUCCCUUGGUUAUCCUGUACAAGUCUCUCAAUCCAGCAUGGAAAAUCCCUCUCUUCAAUCUCCACUUUCACCAGAUGCUGUAACACAGGGACCUCCUGGUUCAACUGCAAGACAGGUUCAGGAGCACUCUGCAUCAGCAGGGUCUGCUGGACUGGAUGCCAUAGAUCAUCCUCCUAAUGGAAGCAUCAGUACAGGCAUCCCAGCCGUUGCUGAUCUCAAAGUACAGGUUUCCUCUAUGGGUAAUUUUUUGGAUCCUGCAAAGUAUGAGCCUAUUGAAAUGAUAGGAUCUGGCGGUUUUGCUAAGGUUUACCUCUGUCAGUGCAAAAAGACUGGGAAAAAAAUGGCAGUUAAAAUGUGUGAUCUUGGAAUAAACCAUGAGGAAACUCAAAAGCAAAGAAGGGCAGUUGAAAAUGAAGUAACAGUUCUUUCAGAUGUAAAGCACAAGUACAUUGUGCAGUUCCUCUAUGCAGAGGAGAAGCAAAACACUAUGUUGUUGUUUCUGGAGUACAUGGAAGGGGGUUCUGUGGAGGACAUGUUAAGACAGAAAGGACCCUUGGAAGAGCUGCUUGUCAGAAAGUUUACCUGGCAAAUGCUUAUUGGGGUUGAAUUCCUCCACGGCAAGGGAAUUAUUCACAAGGACAUCAAAGGUGCAAAUGUUCUGCUAGAUGGGCAACAACAGAACAUAAAACUUGCUGAUUUUGGAAUCUCAAAAGUCAUGACAGCACUGAAAACCGUCACCGGUGGAAGAGUGACUCAAGGAAACGUGGCUUCUUUUCAUUGGACAAGCCCGGAAAUGCUCUCUGGCCAAUCCUAUGGAAGGAAAACUGAUAUUUGGAGUGUGGGUUGCACUGUAGUCGAGAUGUUGACAACCAAACCGCCCAUGUUCAAUGAACACUUAUUGAUGCAAGCAAAAAUGUUUAAGAUUGUCAACCACGAAGUUGAGCCACCGAAGGACUGUACAUCCAUUGCUUUUGGAUUUAUUGAGAAAUGCCUCAGAAAACAAGAAAUUCGUCCCACUGCCGCUGAGCUAUUGAAAGAUGAUCCUUUUGUGCAGUUUUCAUCAGAAGAAAUGAUGGAAGUUUUUUGAAUGUCUCGCCACAAGACAAUGCUGGUGGCUAACGAACAUCAAAAUUCGCGAUAGAUAAGUUAUGUAAACUUGCUGUGAAGAUUAGUCACGAGAGAAGACUUGAUCUCGUUAAUUGUGAUAAUGUGUUGGGACGUGUUAUUGACACUGUAUUUAGGAAACUGUGCUUUUUGCAACAAGGACUACAUGAUCAAUUGAUCAGUUAUAAUAUACGGAAGUCGCACACUAUCCCUCGUGGCGUUCGCAAUUUUCAAUCUCCGCGUUGUGGAUGCUCUCUGACCUCGACUCUAGGGAUGUUAUAUGAAAUCGAUGGCACAUAUCCUUUUAAAGAAGAUGAGAAACGACCGCCUUUGGAAUGUAACUUGUAGUCUAUGGUCGAAAGAAACGAAUAAAAUUUGUUAUUAAGAGA